ACAAAUAGUGUGACUGUGUGACGCAAGGCCCAAGAAAAAUACAAGCCCACCCAAUCCUCUCUGUUCCACUACUCACGUUGAAUCGCCGCCGCGCACAGAUCCCUCUCGCACGCCGCCGCCGCCGCACUGCACCGCGAUUCAUACAGGGAAACUUAAAAUUAGUACGGUUCCUUUGAUUUUUCAGCUGUCAGAAGCUUGAAUUGAUUACAGUGAGUCAACUCAGGUUCAGAAAAGGUAUAAAAAAAAGGAGAAAUGACGAGCUAUCUGUGGAGGAAAUACGCAGACUAUGUGUACACGAAAUGGGAGAGGACGAUUCUCUGGGAUAUGAUUGAUCCUUACCGGCGGCCCAAAUCGUUCACUCCGUUGGUCACCAUCUACAUCUGUGCUUUUUAUACCGGUGUUGUAGGCGCUGCAAUCACCGAGCAGCUCCACAAGGAGAAAUAUUGGGAAACACACCCUGGGGAAUCUGUUCCUUUGAUGAAGCCAAUGUUUUAUCGAGGGCCUUGGAGGGUUAUGAGAGGUGACGUGCCUCCAUUCAUCAAGAACGAAUAGCUAAAAGCAGCCACCACUUAGCUAUGGGUGCUUGGUUAUCAUUUGUACAUUUCGAAGAUAUAUAUGCUUAUGCAUCGCCGUAUUUGUGGCUGCCUUUUCGAGAAAAAAUGCAAUAGUUUUUUUUUUCUUUUCUUAAUUCUUACUAGGAUAACUUCGACCCUUCAUGGGACGGACACCAUCUUUGCUGGUCUGUGUUUGCUUUUUUUGUUCUGCGUCUGGAUUGAAUAGUGAAUACUAGAAGCUUAUAUUUGUAACAUUCGAAAUUGAAUAGAUCUUCGGUCAAGCUCAACUAUCUUGGAAA
This is a messenger RNA of Erythranthe guttata (spotted monkey flower), 853 nucleotides long. The record is from RefSeq and is a predicted model, not a curated record. Lineage: Eukaryota; Viridiplantae; Streptophyta; Magnoliopsida; Lamiales; Phrymaceae.